AUGGGUUCAAGGCGGCAGUACGAUUUGCUCUUCAAGCUUCUUCUGAUUGGUGAUUCUGGAGUUGGUAAGACGUGCAUCCUCUACAGGUUUUCUGAUGAUGCUUUCAACACGACGUUCAUAUCGACAAUCGGAAUUGACUUUAAAAUCAAAACAAUCGAGUUACGAGGAAAGAAGAUUAAGCUGCAAAUUUGGGACACAGCUGGACAAGAACGUUUCCACACAAUCACCACUUCUUAUUACAGAGGUGCAAUGGGGAUCAUGAUUGUCUACGACAUCACUAACGCACGCAGUUUUGAUAAUAUUGCCCGAUGGCUCCGCAACAUUGAUGAGCAUGCAUCAGAGGAUGUAGUGAAAAUGGUCAUCGGCAACAAGUGUGAUAUGACUGAUCGACGCCAAGUUAGCAAAGAACGAGGGGAAGCGAUUGCGUUAGACCAUGGUAUUCGCUUUCUUGAAACUUCUGCUAAAGCAAAUAUCAACAUCGAUACUGCUUUUUACGAUUUGGCAGAAGCCAUCCUUGAUCGGACUCCCGAAGAAGCUCCACAAAGGGAAGGAGGUGUGAUUGUGGAUCCAGUGGGAGGCUCUUCAUCAAAUGUCUCCGUUUUACGGCUUCUCCCCAAAACCAGCGAGCAAUUCGAAUUCCUUCGAUCACUUUACGAUAACUCUUCAAAGUUAAAUUUAAACUUUUGGAAAACUGCAAAGAGUAAAGAUGGUUUUUUCGAUGUAAUGGCUGGCGCUGAAGCAAAGGAGUUUUUGCUGGGAAAGUUGCACAAAUUGGGCAUCACUUAUGUGACAACGAUUGGGGAUGUUGAACAAUUGAUCUUGAAACGUGAGCGAAGUGAAGUGACGAGUGAACGAAGGCUGCACGAUGAUGCGGACAUUCCAAAUUAUGAUUUCAAUAGAUAUGGAAGCUAUUCCCAAAUGGUCUCCUGGAUGCGGGCGUUGGCGAGGAAAUACCCGAAAAUUGUUCAAUUCAUCUCGGUUGGAACGAGUCAUGAAGGAAGAUCGAUUGAUGGAUUGGAGAUAGGCACUCGUGAUCCGAGGAAACGCAUUUUCUGGGUUGAUGGGGGAAUCCAUGCAAGAGAAUGGGCUGCACCGCAUACAGCUUUAUGGUUCAUUCAUCAGCUAAUCAGCCGUGCCGAGGAUCCAGAGAUCCGUCCCUACGUGGAGAGACUCACUUUUGUAAUUGUGCCCUGCUUGAAUCCGGAUGGAUAUGAAUUCACAAGAAGCUCCUCAAAUCCGCACAUUCGACUGUGGCGCAAAAAUCGUUCCCCUUUGAAGUGCCGAAAAGAUGAAUGGGGCAGAAAUCGAUGCUGCCGUGGCGUCGAUUUAAAUAGGAACUUCGACUUUCAUUUUCGCGAGAGUGGCUCCUCCGAUGAUCCAUGUUCGGAGAUUUAUCAAGGCACGAGCGCUUUCAGUGAACCCGAAACGAGAGCCGUACGUGACGCAGUGAUGUCUCGGCGAUAUCAAGGAAGGAUCGAUGCUUUCAUCACUUUACACACAUAUUCACAAAUCUGGAUUCAUCCAUAUGGCCACAAAAGGGACAGCUAUCCGGGCGAUAUUCAGGAAUUGUAUGACGUUGGGAAACGAGCGACCAAGGCGCUGACGAAACUCUAUGGGACAAAAUAUAUUCUCGGAAGUGGAGCUGAUACAUUAUAUCCGGCAUCGGGUGGAUCAGAGGAUUGGGCAAAGAAAUAUGCGAAGAUAAAAUUUGUCUAUCUGCUCGAGUUGAGGCCUGAUGAGAAAAAUUGGGACGGUUUCAUUUUGGAGGAACGAGAGUUGAUUCCGACAGCGAAAGAGACGUGGGCUGGGGUGAAAGUGGUUGCGGAUGCGGUGAUUGAUCGGAUCGGUGGAGACGAUAUUGAGGAAUCCGUCACUCAGCUCCCCGGGCGAUUCCGCUUCGGCAACGGUGAAGAAGGAUCAUGUUGGGAUGCGAGACAUGCAUGCAAAAGAUGGGUAUCCGAAAAGGAGGAUCUAUGCAAGACGGUUCCUUUAUUCAUGAGGGAGAAUUGCGCUUAUUCGUGUGGUUAUUGC
Molecule: messenger RNA, 2031 nt
Organism: Mesorhabditis belari
Lineage: Eukaryota; Metazoa; Nematoda; Chromadorea; Rhabditida; Rhabditidae
Source: the annotation of a GenBank genome assembly